AUGGAAGGAUCAUCGUCAGAAUUCAUUGGCCCUUCUCACACCGCCACGAUGAAUUUCUCCGACUUGGCGCUCAUGGGGAGUGGCCAAAACAGCAGCAGCAACAGCAGCAACGGCACCUCCGCCGCUGCGGCCGAACUCGACUUCCACCGCCAGUUCGGUCUCGAUGUUGUCGGGAAGCCGGAAAUGGCUCCCCAUCUCAUGCACUUCCCCGAAAACCUCUUCUUUGCCGAGAUCCCGCCGGAAACUGCUUCUGUCGGCUCGACCGUCUUGUACGACCCGUCGGUGCAGUUAGAUUUGGUUCAUCACCAGCCAUGUCAAGUGAGAGAGAUAUAUACCGCUAAUAAUAUUAACAACAACGAUGAUGUUUCAUUACCACAAGAUUAUUCUGGGUUUAUACAUGGGUCUAGUGUUAAUGGCCACUUUGUUGGUGGUGUAAUGGAGGAAGUUUAUGGGCUAGGGCAGCAGCUUGAGAGCCCACACCUUAACACAAGAAGGCAAAAAGGUGGGAUGAGGCAAAAGGGGUUAAGCUUUAAUGGGGUGGAAAAGAAGGAGAAGCAAAGGAGAGAAAGGCUUAGUGAGAAGUAUGAACUGCUCAAAUCACUCAUCCCUAACAGAACCAAGGAUGAUCGAGCGACGAUCAUCUCCGACACGAUGGACUACAUCAGAGAAUUAGGUCGGACGGUGAACGAGCUCAAGCUACUGGUCGAGAAGAAGAGGCGCAAAAAGGAGAGGGGAAAGGAGGUCUUAAUUGGAGAGGAGUUAGUAGGUGACAUGGAGAGCUCUUCAGUGAAGCCUUUUAUAGAUGAGGGAGAACAUCAUGCAUCCAACGGGUCUCUAAGGAGUUCAUGGCUCCAACGGAAGUCGAAAGAGACCUUCGUCGACGUUCGGAUCGUAGAGGAUGAAGUGACUAUCAAGAUCACCCAAAGGAAGAGGAUGAUCAGUUGCUUGCUAACCGCUUCGAGAAUUCUCGACGAGCUUCAGCUCGAGCUUCUGCACUUGUCUGGGGGAAUCAUAGGAGACUGCCACAUUUACAUGUUCAACACUAAGAUCCCCGAAGGAUCUUCAGUGUAUGCAAGUGCAGUUGCAAAGAAGCUGAUUGAAGUCAUGGAUGUGCAAUUUCCACCUCAGACCUGUUAAGUUUUUAUUACAUAGUUAGGGUAAAUAGAGUUUUAAGCAUUGUAGUUCGAUCAAUUAAUGAUAGGUUUGUGUGUUUGUUAUACAUCUAGUGUUUGGAUUUAACUUUAAUUGAACCUUUAUAUAAAAGGUUGGGUGAAGGGCGUAGGGAUAAUUAAGUUGGAAAAAGUACAGUGGAUAGAAU
Molecule: messenger RNA, 1318 nt
Organism: Ananas comosus (pineapple)
Lineage: Eukaryota; Viridiplantae; Streptophyta; Magnoliopsida; Poales; Bromeliaceae
Product: transcription factor TIP2-like
Exons: 3
Coding region: 1-1137 (378 amino acids)
Biological process (GO): anther wall tapetum development; regulation of DNA-templated transcription
Molecular function (GO): protein dimerization activity
Source: RefSeq, a predicted model, not a curated record